Eimeria maxima is the source of this 840-nucleotide messenger RNA. RefSeq names its product GDP-D-mannose pyrophosphorylase, related. NCBI's taxonomy places the organism in Eukaryota, Apicomplexa, Conoidasida, Eucoccidiorida, Eimeriidae. Gene Ontology annotation, cellular component: cytoplasm. The transcript is spliced from 4 exons. Gene Ontology annotation, biological process: biosynthetic process. Bases 1 to 840 code for a protein of 279 amino acids. Gene Ontology annotation, molecular function: nucleotidyltransferase activity. The record is from RefSeq and is a predicted model, not a curated record.
AUGAAGGCCCUUAUUCUUGUUGGGGGGUACGGCACUCGCCUUCGUCCCCUAACCCUUUCUGUCCCUAAACCCUUAAUUCAUUUCUGUAACCGUCCUAUCAUUGAAUACCAAAUCGCCUCUUUUAAACGGGCAGGUGUUAACCACCUUAUUCUUGCUGUUGCUUAUCAACCUCAAGCCUUGAUGGAAGCGUUGGAUGACUUGGAGAGCAAGUAUGAAUUAAAGAUAAGUUGCUCAAAGGAAGAAGAACCCUUGGGUACUGCAGGUCCUAUUAAAUUAGCUGAGCAUUUGCUGCUGCAGGAGGAUAAAUGUGCAGCAGCAGCAGCAGCAGCAGCACCAGUAGAUUCAUCAUGUUCAACUGCAGCAGCAGCAGCAGCAGCAGAAUCAGCAGCAGCAGCAGCAGCAGAAGCAGCAGCAGCAGCAUCAACAGCAUCAACAGCAGCAUCAUCAGCAUCAUCCCCAACUCUAUCAGCAGCAGCACCUCCACCAUCAGCAGCAACAGCAGCAGCAGCAGCAGCAGCAGCAGCAGCACCCCCACCACCCCCAACAGCAGCAGCAGCACCACCCCCACAACCGCCAACAGCAGCAGCAGCAUCACCCCCACCACACCCAUCAGCAGCAGCAGCAUCACCCCCAUCAGCAGCAGCAACAGCAGCAGCAGCAGCAGCAGCAGCAGCAGCAGCAAGAAUUGCUGCAGAUGAUGAAUGUUUUUUUGUAUGCAAUAGCGAUAUUAUCUGCUCUUUUCCUUUAGAGGAGAUGUAUCUUUUUCAUAAAAAAACGCAUGCAGAGGCUACUAUUCUUGUAACACGUACAGCUGAGCCAUCAAAGUUUGGUGUUAGUUAG